UUAGAUAAAACUGUUGUGAACAAAAUAGCAGCAGGCGAGAUUAUUAUAGCUCCUGCAAAUGCCUUGAAAGAAAUGUUGGAAAACUCCAUCGAUGCCUCUUCAUCCUCAAUUUCAGUCUUAGUUAAAGAUGGUGGUUUAAAAUUAUUGCAAAUUACAGAUAACGGAACUGGCAUAGAAAAGGAUGAUUUGCCCAUUUUAUGCGAAAGAUUUACCACUUCUAAAUUAUCCAAAUUUGAAGAUCUAACUUCAAUUUCAACCUACGGUUUUAGGGGAGAAGCGUUGGCCAGUGUUUCUCACAUUUCUCAUUUGACUGUUACAACAAAGACAAAAAAAGAUGAUUGUGCUUGGAAAUGCCAAUAUUCUGAUGGCAAGUUGGUUCCAUUGAAUCCAAAUUCAAAAACAACAGAUCCUAAACCUGUGGCAGGAAAGGAUGGAACUCAAUUUACCGUUGAAGAUUUAUUUUACAACGUUCCUUCAAGAAAAAGAACUUUUAAAUCUUAUAAUGACGAGUUUAACAAAAUUUUAGAUGUAGUUGGAAGAUAUGCUAUUCACACAGACAAUGUUGGAUUCUCUCUUAAAAAGUUUUCUGAAUCUCAUUACGCUUUAGUAACUAGAAAUAAUCAACAAAUCAAAGACAGAGUCCGAACUGUUUAUGGUUCUAUAGUUUCAAAUGAGUUAAUUGAUAUAAAAGUACCUGAAUCAGAUGAAUAUGGUUUACAAUCGGUCACUGGAUUAAUAUCAAAUUUAAAUUAUAAUAACAAAAAAAAUAUCCAGCCAAUUUUUUUCAUAAACAAUAGAUUAGUGUCUUGUGAUCCUUUAAAAAAGUAUAUACAUAAUCUUUAUUCUGUGUUUUUACCAAAGGGUUCCAAACCGUUUAUUUAUAUGAGUUUAUUAAUCAAUCCAAAUUUAGUUGAUGUAAACGUUCAUCCAACAAAACGUGAAGUUCGGUUUUUAUAUGAAGAUGAGAUAAUUGAAAAAAUUUGUAAUGUUAUUCAAGAGGAAUUGAGUAAAAUUGACACAUCAAGAAGUUUUCAAACCCAAGCUAUUUUACCACACUUGAAUCAACUCAAGAAAAAUAAUCAGUCAUCUAUGGAAAAUGUUAAACAAACAUCAAAACAAGAAAUUCAAAUUCAAAAUAGCGAUUUAAAUCUUUACAAACAAGUAAGAAAUGAUUCUGCUCAAUCUAAAAUUACCUCUUACUUAAAUUCAAAUGAUAAUGAUAAUAAUGAUAAUAAUGAGGAUGAUGAGGAUGAUGAGGAUGAUGAGGAUGAUGAGGAUGAUGAAGAUAAAGAUGACGAAGAAGAAGAUGACGAUGAUAAAAAUAAUACUAAUAGUGAAAAAAAUAUUGAUAACAAAACCAAUGUUGAGCCAAUAGAAAUUGUUAAUGAACUGGAUACUGAAAAUAAUAACUUAAUUGACUUGGAAUCAAAUGGAAAAUACCAAUUUUCGGCUAAAGAAAGAGUUGAUGUUAAUUUAACAAGUAUCAUUACAUUAAGAGAAAAUGUUGAAAAGUCUAUUAAUAAAGAGCUAACGGAAACAUUUGCUAAUUUAAUAUAUGUUGGAAUUGUGGAUGAAGUCAAAAGGAUAGCUGCAAUCCAAUAUGAUGUCAAAUUAUAUUUAGUUGAUUAUUCUAUGAUCUCGUAUAAUUUAUUUUAUCAAAUCGGUUUAUCUGAUUUUAAUAAUUUUGGAAAAAUUUAUUUAGAUGAACCAAUAUCAAUCAAAGAAUUAUUGAUUUUCGUUAAUAAAGCAGAAUCCAAGGUUUUUGAUGAAAAAACACCAGAAGAUCCAAAUUUCAAAUUGCCAAAUUCACAAAGUUUUGAUUUGGGCUCGAUAUUGAAAAUAUUUAUCAAUAUGGAAGAGAUGUUGAAUGAGUAUUUUAGUAUUGAGAUAGAUAUAACUAGUUCUCCUGAUGAUCCUCAAUUAGUUUCAUUGCCAUUGUUGGUGAAAGGCUACAUUCCUGAUAAAUCUAAACUACCUAUUUUCUUUUACAGAUUGGGAACAAAAGUAAAUUGGGAAGACGAAACAGAGUGUUUGGAUAACAUUUUAAAAGAGUUGGCAUUGUUUUAUGUUCCCAAUGUAUUACCAUCGUCGUACUCAAAGAAUGAAGAAAAGAUAAAGGAAUAUAACGCAAAGAUUGAAUUUUUAUUCACAGUUAUCAAGAAAAGAUUUUUGGCUAAGGAAGAAUUGCAGAAAUCGGUGGUUGAAGUUGCAAAUCUACCUUCGCUUUACAAGUGUUUUGAAAGAUGUUGA
Molecule: messenger RNA, 2250 nt
Organism: Ascoidea rubescens DSM 1968
Lineage: Eukaryota; Fungi; Ascomycota; Saccharomycetes; Ascoideales; Ascoideaceae
Gene: MLH1
Product: mismatch repair ATPase MLH1
Exons: 2
Biological process (GO): mismatch repair
Cellular component (GO): MutLalpha complex
Molecular function (GO): ATP binding; ATP hydrolysis activity; ATP-dependent DNA damage sensor activity
Source: RefSeq, a predicted model, not a curated record